Puntigrus tetrazona (Sumatra barb) is the source of this 2323-nucleotide messenger RNA. RefSeq names its product relaxin family peptide receptor 3.3b (gene rxfp3.3b). Gene Ontology annotation, molecular function: G protein-coupled receptor activity. The record is from RefSeq and is a predicted model, not a curated record. The coding region runs from base 269 to 1474 and encodes 401 amino acids. Gene Ontology annotation, biological process: G protein-coupled receptor signaling pathway; immune response. Gene Ontology annotation, cellular component: membrane. NCBI's taxonomy places the organism in Eukaryota, Metazoa, Chordata, Actinopteri, Cypriniformes, Cyprinidae. The transcript has a single exon.
AGGCUACUGGACAGGGAAAGAGUAAUGUAAAGAGAGUCGAACCUCGCUCCGCUGCUCGAGAGGGAGGAGCGGAUCCUCGUGACUCAGCCCCCCGCGCGCGGCGCAGGUUUCAUAAAGCCCCGCGCGCCGCGUCCGCUCCGGUAUCAGCGGCGGCGGCGGCGGCGGCGGCACCGUCAUGGCGCGGGAGUCUCUAUCCUCAUCGCUGGAAGAACCGCGCUCUCCUCACCCGCUCUCCUAGUGUCCCCCACCCCCGCGAGUCGGCAAGGUGAUGCAAGCCCUCCACAGACCCGGGCUGCACCGGACACCUGACGCCGAGCUUUGGCUGGACCCGAUGGCGGACCUCCAGAACCAGAGCUCCGCGAACGUCACCGACGACAACAUGGAGGACAUCAACCUGGCCGCGGACGGCACGCUGGAGUUGCGCGUCAUGAUCUCCAUCGUGUACUCGGUGGUGUGCGCGGUGGGUCUGGUGGGCAACCUGCUGGUCUUCUUCCUCAUGAGGGUCCGGCAGGGGAGGAAGAAAUCCACGAUCAACUACUUCAUCAUGAACCUGGCGGUCACGGACUUCCAGUUCGUCCUGACGCUGCCCUUCUGGGCCGUGGACACGGCGCUGGACUUCACCUGGCCGUUUGGACACGUCAUGUGCAAGGUGGUGGUCACGGUGACCGUGAUGAACGUGUACGCGAGCGUCUUCUUCCUCACGGCCAUGAGCGUGACGCGCUACUGGUCGGUUGCGUCCGCGCUCAAGGACCGAACGCGCAACAAGCGUUGCUCGGUGAAGCUGGUCAGCGCGCUCCUGUGGCUCCUGGCCACCGUCGCGUCGGUCCCCACCGCGAUCUUCUCCACGGUGAGCUCGAUCAGCGGCGUCAAGCUGUGCCUCCUGCGCUUCCCCAACGGCCACCCCUGGCACGCGCUCUACCACCUGCAGAAGAUCCUGGUGGCGUUUGUGUUUCCGAUGCUCAUCACCGUCGUGUGCUACCUUCUCCUGCUGCGCCUCAUUCGCCUGCGGAGCAUGAACAACAACCUCCCCAAGCGCAGGUCCAGAGUCACCAAAUCCGUCACGAUCGUGGUCUUGUCCUUCUUCAUAUGCUGGCUGCCCAACCACGCCAUCACCUUCUGGGGGGUCCUGGUCAAGUUUAACGUGAUCCACUGGGAUAAAGUCUACUACACGCUCCACACGUACGUGUUCCCGGUCACCAUUUGCCUGGCGCACUCGAACAGCUGCUUGAAUCCGGUCUUGUAUUGCCUCAUGCGCAGGGAGUUCCGGAAAAUGCUCAAGGACUUCUUCUGGAGGAUUUCGUCGCCCGCGAUCGCCAACAGCUGCCAGAUCCGCCCGUUCUCGGGCACCGCGAAGGAGCGCGACAGCCAGGCGGUGAUCCCUCUGAACGUGAUGGAGACCGAGGAGUACAGAUUGUCGGUGGUGAACGGGCCAACCGACGCGUUGCCGUCCACGGACUGCGCCAUUAAGAGGUAGACGCGCGAAUCAAGCCGCGCGUAAAAGCGCGCCGUGUUACGGUAGCGGAGGACUUUCUGCAAACUCAACAAGUCAUUCUUUCAAGUGAUGUUUCGUUACCUUGCAUCCUUAAACGUCCGUGCCGAGUUGUCUCGUCCGCCGCGAGCCACAGCGCUUUUCAACGCCGCGUUCCCGAAUCUAAAAGAGUGCUUUUAUUCCGCGUAAAAACGCGCGCGGCGAAGCAGACCUGGAUGUAGAGUAUCGAAAUAAAAUCUCGGGCUUAAGCUGCAAUGCAUUUUUAUAGUUUUUACUUUUACUCUUGUUUGGAGGACAUACUGUUGCGUUAAAAAAUUUGACCGUAAUUGUUUACGCGUACACGUAUCAUAAUAAUUAUUAACAUAUAAUACCGCUAUAUACGUAGUUGUUAUUAUAUCUCAUUAUUUAUUAGAAAUGUGUGUCCAAUCUCUUUUUUCUUACACGUUUGGAGAAAAAUAUUGCUUUACUUAAACAAACUACACUCAUAUGCAUGUGUGUGUGUUUCGACUAAUCCCAUUUUUUUAAGCUUUUAUUCCGAUUUUGCAGCCAAAUUUGGAUUUUUUCGACUGAAAUGGUUUCACGACUGCUCACGACCGGAUCCCAAAGCAGCCACAUCGAUCCCAGCUGCUUUCUGACCUCCUUUUUUUUUUUGUCGUUUUUGAAUCUACUGCCUGGAAAUUCUGAAAUAAUUAAAAUGUAUUGCUCAUUUGAAGUGUAAUAAAGCUGCGUCGAUGACCUCAGCCAUGUGAAGGUGAUGGUCCGAAAGGAAAUGAAUGUAAACAGUGUUACUAUGUCGUCCAUUUGAAGGGCCUAAUAAAGUCCUGUCUUAUCGUA